Lonchura striata (white-rumped munia) is the source of this 483-nucleotide messenger RNA. It is a transcript of the gene SH2D1A, whose product is annotated as SH2 domain containing 1A. The record is from RefSeq and is a predicted model, not a curated record. Gene Ontology annotation, biological process: regulation of signal transduction; regulation of immune response. Lineage: Eukaryota; Metazoa; Chordata; Aves; Passeriformes; Estrildidae.
AUGGACACGGUGCCCGUCUACCACGGGGCCAUCACCCGAGAGGCUGGGGAGAAGCUGCUGCUGGCGGCGGGCACGGACGGCAGCUACCUGCUGCGGGACAGCGAGAGCAUCCCGGGGGUGUACUGCCUCUGCGUGCUGCAUCAGGGUUAUGUUUAUACCUACAGAGUGUCCCAGACAGAAACUGGAUCCUGGAGUGCUGAGACUGCGCCUGGGGUCCACCGGAGGCUCUUUCGGAAAGUGCACAACCUCAUUUCGGCCUUCCAGAAACCCAACCAAGGCAUUGUGACACCCCUGCAGAACCCAGUUGUCAACCACAUGAAAGCCAGCUACUCCCCAGGGAGGAAUGAAGGCUAUGACUUCCACCUGCAGCCAUCAUGAGGAUGUCUCCUGAAGUGUGACAUAACCACAUCUUCCAGCAUCUCCUCUAAUCUAUGCUUUAAAACAGAAUGAUUUAUAUGAUAGUAAAUACAACUCUGUGAGUUU